GAAAAAUAAGGAAAAAUGAUUUUAAAAGGAAAAAAAAAGAAGGUGAAGUCCCACUAAAAUCUCUCUGGGCUUUAGGAAAAAGAUCGUCUGAAAUAGACUAUAAAACCUUCCCGCCACUAUAAAAUCUCUCUUCUCUUUUUCUCUUAAGUCAAAAAAACUCAUAAGGGGAAAAUAAAAGAAGAAAAAGGGGUUUCGUGGGUUUUGAUUAUUUUCUCUGAAAUGGGAGCGUGUGCAACGAAGCCAAAGGAGUUGAAAGGAGAGGCGCCGGAAGACGUACCGGAGAAUGUUACGGCGGCGAAGGAUGUGACGGUGGUGGCGGAAGAAGUGACGAAGGAAGUAGAAGUUGGUGCUGAUGAUGAUCCUGAGAAACGCCGAUCUCUCUCUAACUUGUUCAAGCAGAAUGAAGAAGUUAAGGGAUCGGAGCAAGUGAAAGAGGAGGCAUCUGAGAUAACACAAGCUUCCGAACCAUCAGAAGCCAAGCCAAAUGAAGUUGAGAAGGUUGUUGAUGCUCCUGUAACGACAGAGACAGAAAGAGCUCUAGAAGUGGUAUCCACAAUAGAGGCCCCCAAAGCGGAAACUUCUGAGGAGAAGAAGAUAGAGGAAGUAAAAUCAGAAACCAAGACUCCUGUUGAGAAGAAAGUAGAGGAAGUAACAGUGGCAGCAGAGACUCCUGCAGAGAAGAAAAUAGAAGAGGCACCAGCUGCUACUGAGGCUCCAAAAUCUGAAGCUCCUGUGGAGAAGAAAGCAGAAGAAAAAUCAGUUGCAACAGAGGCUCCAAAAUCUGAAGCUCCGGUGGAGACGAAAGCAGAAGAAAAAACAGUUGCCACAGAGGCUCCAAAAUCUGAAGCUCCAGUGGUGACGAAAGCAGAAGAAAAACCAGCUGCCGAUGCAGAGAAAACUGUAAUAGAAGAAAAGAAGUCGGACAAAUCUUAAUAGGAUAAGUGAACCAUAAUGCGGUAAGGCUUUGAAAAAUCAAACUUUUUUUCCUUAGUUGGUCGAAGAUUGCAAGGUGGAUGGAGUGGAGCUGUUUUUUGUUGGUUGAACAAGUUGUGAUUAGCUAGAUUUAAUCAUUCAUUUGUUGGUUGUGGUUUGAGUUCUGAUUACAUACUAUAUUUUCAUCUUAUUCAUCAAUGGUACGUUUAAACAUACUA
Molecule: messenger RNA, 1151 nt
Organism: Nicotiana tabacum (common tobacco)
Lineage: Eukaryota; Viridiplantae; Streptophyta; Magnoliopsida; Solanales; Solanaceae
Source: RefSeq, a predicted model, not a curated record